This is a messenger RNA of Lethenteron reissneri (Far Eastern brook lamprey), 4235 nucleotides long. RefSeq names its product bone morphogenetic protein 7-like. NCBI's taxonomy places the organism in Eukaryota, Metazoa, Chordata, Hyperoartia, Petromyzontiformes, Petromyzontidae. The record is from RefSeq and is a predicted model, not a curated record. Gene Ontology annotation, cellular component: extracellular region. Gene Ontology annotation, molecular function: cytokine activity; growth factor activity.
ACCACAACCACCACCUCUCCUCCUCCUCCCCCCUCGACUCUUCCAUUGUCCCGAGGGAUUAAGUGCCGCAUGUGGCUUGGCUGGCGUGCACUGUACUGUGGUUCAGCAACUCUAGGAACAAAUCGAGAAUUAUCGGCAUUUUGUGUGUGUCUUUCCAGUCGGUUACCACACACACACACGUGCGGAGUGGGGAGCAUUGUCUGCGGACGCACGUAAGGGAAGAGGGGACUGGAUUUUUUUUAAGCUUCCUGCCUUUUUUUUACAUCUUCUCUUGUGGUUCUCUCGUGCGUGCGCGUGUUUGCAAAGGCUGUUUAAAAAAAAAAGUUUAAAGAAAGGUCAUCAUCGUCAUCAUAAUACACGAGCCGUGCUUGGUGGUGGAGCAAACACGUGCUUGAGCUCUUGGGAAGACGAGCGAGGGCUGCGUGUCGUCCCACCACUCGCGGCUCAAUGAGUUGCGCAUUGAGGACUGGCAAACUCGUGAAAAGCGACUGGGUUUGAGCCACUGCGCUAGUUUGCAACCAGCAGCAGCAGCAGCAUAUGUAACCAUCGGCGUUGCCAAUAUCGGAGCGAAGGAGCGCCAGCAACUUCAUCAUUAGCAGCAGCAGCAGCACCAGGUGCUACUUCGCGCUCGUCGCCAGCUCCACUACACGAGGAUUAGCAGCAGCAGCGGCAGCAUCAUCAUCGUCGGCACCCGUCAGCAGAAACUUCUUGAGUAGCACAGAGAGUUACCGCCGCAACCAGGAACUUCGCCAUCAUCGGUGGUUACCAUCAAGUCGCCGAUACAAAGAAGGCACCACUGACAAUCGGGAGCGUUACCGUUAGCGCACUCGAAGUAGCAGCAGCAGCAGAUCGUCAGCGUCGUAACCAUCAUCACGAUCGACGGCACCACAAGCGUUCGUCAUCAUCAUCAGUAGCGGCACCAGCAGCAGUAGCAGUAACGUCAUCAACAGGUCCCAUCAUCAUCAGCAUCACCACCAACCAUGCCGGGAAUCAUCGCCCGCUGCUGCUGCUGCUGCACCCUGCUCGCCUUGGCGGCCGCCGUCUUCACGGCCGAGAACGAGAUCCACUCGAGUUUCCUGCAGAGGCGCCUGCGUGGCCAGGAGAAAAAGGAGAUUCAACGGGAGAUCCUCUCCAUCCUGGGGCUGCCGCACCGCCCGAGGCCCCAGCAGUACGGCAAACUCGCCGCGGCCCCCAUCUUCAUGCUGGACCUGUACAACGCACUGGCGGUGGAGCAGGGUGGAGGCGGUGUGGCCGAGGGAGCUCACGGCGGCGUCCAGCCGGUGCUGCUCCCCACGCAGACGCCACCGCUCGUCAGCCUACAGGAGAGCAGCACCUUCCUCAAUGAUGCCGACAUGGUCAUGAGCUUCGUCAACCUCGUGGAGCGAGACAAGGAGUUCCCGCACCUGCGCUGGCACUACAAGGAGUUCAAGUUCGAUCUGUCGCGCAUCCCCGAUGGCGAGGCCGUCACGGCCGCCGAGUUCCGCAUCUACAAGGACUUUGCGGAGCGGCGCUACGAGAAUGAGACCUUCCUCAUCAGCAUCUACCAGGUGCUCCGGGAGCACCCGGACAGGGACCCCGACCUGUCGCUCCUCGACAGCCGCGUCAUCUGGGCGGUGGAGGAGGGCUGGCUCGUCUUUGACAUCACGGCGACGAGCAACCUGUGGGUGGAGAAGCCGCAGCACAACCUGGGCCUGCAGCUGUGCGUCGAGACAGCCGUCGGGCAGAGCAUUAACCCCUCGCUGGCGGGGCUGGUGGGGCGCAUGGGCCCCCAGAACAAGCAGCCUUUCACCGUCGCCUUCUUCAAGGAGAACGAGGUCCAUGUGCGUGUGGCCCGGGCCGCCACGGGCAAGCGACGCAACCAGAACAAGAACAAGAACGGCGGGCAGCAGAGCCAGGACGCGGCGCGGCUCGCCAACAUGCCAGAGUACGGCUCCAGUGAUGCGCGCCAGGCCUGCAAGAAGCACGAACUCUACGUCAGCUUCCGCGACCUCGGCUGGCAGGACUGGAUCAUCGCGCCCGAGGGCUACGCGGCGUUCUACUGCGACGGGGAGUGCUCCUUCCCGCUCAACGCCCACAUGAACGCCACCAACCACGCCAUCGUGCAGACACUGGUUCACCUGAUGAACCCCGAGUUCGUGCCCAAACCUUGCUGCUCCCCGACCAAACUCAACGCCAUCUCCGUGCUGUAUUUUGACGACAGCUCCAACGUCAUCCUCAAGAAAUACCGCAACAUGGUCGUGCGCGCGUGCGGCUGCCACUGAAGCCCCACGGACCGAUGUCCACUGCUCUUCGUCUCCAGCUCUCGACAGGAGAACAGCUGCAGAUUCCUAGAAAUUGACCCACAUUCUCUUUUGAAAUAUAAAAUAAACUUGCCGCCAAUCAACCGGGCAGGCGCAGGUUUGAUGUUCCACUGGCGAGGCAGUUGCCAAGAGAAAGCCGAUGUUUGCCGAUAUUCGGUGCGAAUCUCAAACCAAACAUCAGUGUUUCCGACUCCCGGUCAGGGUCGGAUUUGGCGAAGGAGGCUGAAAUGGGACAUUUUUAUACGGCCAAAACCCUCUAGAGGGGCCCACAACAAUUUUGUCUUACACAUUUUUUUUAAUGAAGAACAAUGUAACUGUUUAUUCAUAUUAUCGUUGUAAUAUGAACAAUACGAACUGCGUAUGGGAGUGUGUGCCAGAAGCGAGGGUUGGGGGUUUUGUGUGUGCACAUGUGCGUGUGUAUGUGUGUACAUAAGGGGGAGGAUGAGAGGGCGGGGGGGGCGGUGCAUUCUCUGCUCUGUUGUCCUGGGACAUAGUUACCCGAAUCCAUCCCAGGCCUCUCGUCGGCUUUACCGUCACGGAGUUGAUCGUCCCCCCCAUUGGUCGGACACGCCACGUGCAUCGUCCCGUGUGUGCAGAGAGACCGCGUAGUCACCGAAGGUUUUUUGUGGUUGUGCUCCCCGAUGUGUUUUGGGGUUGUACCGCGUCACGUUUUUGCACGAUGUGUCGGAUGUUUUUUUGUUUGCUCCACGUGCUGGGAGCUUCCUAAGAAACUCGAGUCGGACGCUCCCCGGCUCGUGCCCAACAAGACGCCGUGCGACCGGAAAAAACUCUGCGCAGAAGCCUUGGCAACGCCUCUCUCCAAUCGCCGAUUGGUCGUCAAACCGGCAAAUUCGUGGGGAAAGACGCUGACAGAACACUUGAUGGCCAAAAGUUCCUCAAAUAAAAACGUCAUUUAUUUGAAUUAAAAUUGGUGUUUUUUUUACUGAAAAUUCAUAAUCAUGUUGACGUGUAAAUGAGCCUACUUAGGGAAGGUUAUUUUUUUUACGAGCCGUGCGCCAGACCACAACCUGACGCUCGUGAAUGGCAUCUGUGGGCUGUGCAAGCAGGGGAGCAAUUGAAUGGUAAAAAAGUUGUAAAUUUCUUGAUGGCUGUUUUCUUGCAAACCUUCGCCUUCCUGGUUUACAUUCACCGAUAGAAAAAAACUGCCGAAUCUGCAAUCAUAUUCAGCGGUACUGUGGGAAACAUUUCAGAAUCGAAAUUUCAUUUAAAAAAACUUUACAUUUUCACGAGCGUAAAACACGAUAAGGGUAUAUAGUCUGCAACGUUAAUGACAAAGUGUUUGCAUUCUGUUCCAUUUGCAGUGGUGGGGCAGCUAUCCGACUGUGAGGUGAUGUCUGUUCUGUUUUAUUCAUUACUCAUGAAUGGAUAAUUAUGAAUGGAUUAUUAUCGAAGUGGCCCAAGACCAUUCUGACCGCUUUGCAUGAACCUGGCGACCCGAGUUUGAUUCCUGGCCACGUCUUAUCAUCAGUGUCAAACUGGUUCAGGCCGCCCCCUCCACCAACGAGAAUUGAAGGAUGCCCAUUACCGAUAUGGAGUGGGGAGGCCUUCAUCCAGCAGUGGAUUUACGAACGGCUGUAAGUUAUUACUAUGAAGAAAUAUAUAUAUAGAACCUCCUGUUUUCGUGUUAUGCAGUUUUGCGGCGUGUGGUUGGUAAAGCGUAGAGCAGACAGCAUUGUCAUUCAACAGGAAAAUGCCUCGCCACUCUAUUUCAUAGCCUGAAUAUUUGUUUUAGUAAUAUUGUAAAACCACUAACUGUAAAUCAGCAUACUCAUUCCUGGUCACUUGCAUUUUGACUGUGUACACUAUUGUAUAUAGCAAACACAAUAUAAUUUAUUUUACCAGUCUUUUUCCAUCAAUAUAACAUAUUUCGCCAGUUUGUGUAAUAAAACGAUACAAUAUGAAAUUCGGGAUUCU